Messenger RNA from Salvia splendens (bonfire salvia), 1045 nucleotides. RefSeq names its product activating signal cointegrator 1. NCBI's taxonomy places the organism in Eukaryota, Viridiplantae, Streptophyta, Magnoliopsida, Lamiales, Lamiaceae. Bases 125 to 940 code for a protein of 271 amino acids. The transcript has 6 exons. The record is from RefSeq and is a predicted model, not a curated record.
UGCCAAUCGAUAUCAUCGACUGGAAAAGGGAAAAAAACAGUCACUCAUCUUCCAACUUCCAAACAACAGCUUCUCUCAAAUCAUUGAAGAAAUUAGUGUCAAGAUUCGCUGAAAACUCGAAGAUAUGGCGAGCAGAAGAAUAGAGUCGUCGAAUUACAGAAACCCAUGUAUAACAAUGCACCAACCGUGGGCGUCUCUGCUUGUGUAUGGCAUCAAACGGAUUGAAGGCAGAUCUUGGCCCUCCCCAAUUCGAGGACGGCUGUGGAUUCAUGCAGCAGGUAAGGUUCCCGAACCAGAGACAGUCAAAGCUAUGGAAGAGUUUUACAGGGAGAUCUACAAACUGAAUGGAGUAACAGAUAUUAAAUUCCCUGAGCAUUACCCGGUUUCCAGACUUCUCGGCUGUGUUGACGUGGUAGGUUGCCUUACUUGUGAAGAGCUAGUAAAUUGGGAAGCUAUACCUGCAUCGGUGAGAGUAGAAGGACAGACAGCUUUUUGUUGGCUCUGCGAGAAACCUCAGAGAUUGAUCGUUCCAUUUGAAAUGCGCGGAUUCCAGGGUGUUUAUAAUCUGGAAAAGAAGAUAUAUGAAGCCGCUGUCAGAGGUCUCUCUUCCGUCAAAGCACCACAGCCAGUUACUUUCCCCCUUCCAGAGCCACGAGACCGGUUCUCUCUGAAACCUGGUUCACUUGCUUCUUUUCCGAGUUGCACAAGCACCUCAGCAGAGGAGAAACCUCCUAGCCUCGUUGCAGCAAUUGCUGGCGCUAGAGCAGCUGCAACCCAAUUCUCCAAGAACAAUAUCCCCAGAGCUCCUAAGACAGGCAGUAUUGAAGGUAAUGGGAAACCAAUCUCUACGAGAACAGGGGAUAAAUCUAAGGAGUGGUUGCCGGUUCAACGAGCUGGUGGUGAUACACCCGAUAGCUCCUCUAGUAAAAUUGGCUUAUGAUUAGUGGCGUAGUUGUUUUAAUAAACGAUGUGCUACCCUAGGUGUGUGUUUUUAUAGACGCUCUCUCCGUACAUAUGGAAUUUAGUCAUGUUUUUUUUUCCCAUA